UCGUUUUCUCUUGGCCUCCAUCUAUUUCCUUGUCUUUCAUUUGGGUAUUUGAUGUUUCCUUCCCAGCUCAGUCGCUUCCCUGCUGUCAGUUUCUGAAGUCUGUGUGCAGUGACACACACAAGCUGCCUCUACAGAGAUGUGCUCAUCGAGUCCACAAUCCAUGCUACCCGUGCUACGGAUCAUUAGGAAACAGCAGCAGGGUGGGAGCAGUUGGAGUUUUCUCACCCCAGAAUAAAAUGCCAUAAGUGUUUAUGAGUCAUGCACAGCAACAAGAAAGAUGGCCAGUAACCCAUGUGGUGGGCAGCCCCAGCCCGUCCUUGCCGUGCCGGCCCUGCUCGGCCCCCGCCGCUGAGGGGGGGAGAAGGGAGGAAUCGCCCGGGCCUACGCCAUGGCCUCGCCCCGCCGCCCCGGCCCUCCUGACGGAGGCUGGGGAUGGAUGAUCGUUGCCGGCUGCUUCCUCGUCACUAUCUGUACCAGGGCUGUGACAAGGUGCAUCUCCAUUUUUUUUGUGGAGUUCCAGGCGUACUUUGGGCAGGACUAUGCCAGAACAGCUUGGAUCCACUCCAUCGUUGACUGUGCUACGAUGCUCUGUGCCCCGCUCGGGAGUUUAAUCAGUAAUCACGUAUCCUGCCAAGUUGGUAUCAUGCUGGGAGGGCUGCUUGCAUCUGCUGGACUAAUUUUGAGCUCAUUCGCCACCAGCCUGGAGCAUCUCUACUUAUCGUUAGGAGUCCUUACAGGGCUUGGGUUUGCACUCUGUUACUCUCCAGCCAUCGCGAUGGUGGGCAAAUAUUUCAACAAAAGGAAAGCGCUGGCCUAUGGAAUAGCCAUGUCAGGAAGCGGGAUCGGCACCUUCAUUCUUGCCCCCGUGGUCCAGCUCUUGAUCGAGCAGUUUUCCUGGCGCGGAGCUUUACUCAUCCUGGGAGGUUUUGUUUUAAACCUCUGUGUCUGCGGUGCCUUGAUGCGGCCCAUCGCUCUGAAGGAGGACCCUAAAACUGCUCCCGAGUUUCUUGAACAGGAUUAUGUCCCCAAAGCACAGAAACGAGACUUGAAACGAAUGUCCGUCUGCUCGCCUUUAAUCAAAGCGUGGUCUCAUCAAUGUUUAUGCUACUGUUCGUGGAAGGAAUAUGACUUUUUACUGAUGCCAGGCUUUAUGGUGCUGGCAGUGUCGGUUUUAUUUAUGGCAUAUGGCUGUAGCCCUCUUUUUGUCUACUUAGUGCCUUACGCUCUGAGCGUUGGAGUGAGCCACCACCAGGCUGCCUUCCUCAUGUCCAUCCUGGGAGUCAUCGACAUCAUCGGGAACGUCACCUUCGGAUGGCUAACGGACAGAAGGUGUCUGAAGAAGCAUCGGCACUUCUGCUACCUCUUUGCCGUGGGAAUGGAUGGCCUGUGUUGUCUCUUCCUGCCGGUGCUCCACACCUUCCCCUUGCUUGUGCCUUUCUCAUUUACCUUUGGCUACUUCGACGGGGCCUACGUGACGCUGAUCCCCGUCGUGACGGCCGACGUCGUGGGGACUUCUGCCCUGUCGUCGGCGCUGGGCGUUGUGUAUUUCCUUCAUGCCAUACCGUACCUGGUGAGCCCGCCUGUCGCAGGUUGGCUGGUGGACACGACGGGCAGCUAUACCGCGUCGUUCCUCCUGUGUGGAUUCUCCAUGAUAUUUAGCUCAACCCUACUGUGCUUUGCGAGACUAGCCAAGAAAAUGAAAAGAACGCAUUUGCGGCCGCUCGCCGGUGACGCCGGCCCCAAAGGGCACAUCUGGACCAACGGAGCCAUAGCUUAUUCUGUCACGGCAGAGCUGGACCAAAAGGAUGUGGAGUUUUUGGCUGCGGGUACAAAGAGCUACGGCAACAGAUGACAAGUGCCAAGUGACAUCUGGAUCCAGCUGCGACCGAGGUGGCGGUGGCUGCGCUGUGUAACGCUGCGGACGAUACUGCUCCUGUGAAACAAGGCAUCUCGCAAUUAAGAUUCUUCCGGCGUGUUUUAUUUGGCUAAAAUCCACACACAGCAACAGUCAGAUCAGGUUAAUGCAGCGACAGGAGAAAGCUGGGCUGGAAACAAAAGAGAGUUCCUAGAUACAAACGUUCACGGAUUUAUUUGAAGUGCGGUGUGUUGACCCCACAGGCAAUCUCGAAGAUUAUAGUUGGCUAUAAUCCAAAGAAAUCUCUGAAGUAAUUGAUCACCAAAACUGAACAAUAAACUUUAAAUUAUUUCAAAAACAGUUUUAAUGAAAUAA
Molecule: messenger RNA, 2230 nt
Organism: Calidris pugnax (ruff)
Lineage: Eukaryota; Metazoa; Chordata; Aves; Charadriiformes; Scolopacidae
Gene: SLC16A12
Product: solute carrier family 16, member 12
Exons: 8
Coding region: 389-1852 (487 amino acids)
Biological process (GO): transmembrane transport; monocarboxylic acid transport
Molecular function (GO): monocarboxylic acid transmembrane transporter activity
Source: RefSeq, a predicted model, not a curated record